CGUUUUGUUUACAAAAUUAUCUAGAAAAUUUCGACACCGGUGCACAAGUGCUCGAACCUACUGUUUAUAUAAUAAUAGUAAACUAUCCCUUCUCGGGCUUGUACUAGUUCAACUCAUACAAACAACGAUGGCCAACGGUCCACCAACGCGCAACCUAAUGCGAAUCGUGCUGGACAACUUUCUCAAAUCGUUUCGACCGCGCCAAAUGAAGGGCAACUACGUUGGGGAGGAUUAUUUCGGUAACAAAUAUUAUGAAAUUCCUCCUGAUCCAUCCGUCGGUCGGCGCCGUGCCUCUCGGUGGUUCGAACCUACCGCCAAGGAGGCGUACGAUCAGGAGAUUACUGCCGAAUGGGAAGCGUGGCUACGUGGAAGAAGGAAGGAACCGCCGACGGAACAGGAACUGCUGAAAAAUCUGGCCAUUAUGAAGAUGAAAGAGCGCAAUGCAGCCGAACUGGAGGCCAAGUACAGCAAACCAAAGGAUGCGGCAGCACUGGAGCAGCAGAAAACGGGAAUGGGUUCGUUCCCUCAGUACGACGAGUACGAAGUUAUGCCUGGCAAGGGAAAGCACGAAAAAUAGAGCGAACUUUUGCUGUUUGGUAGGCAUUUGGAAAGCAAAAAGA
Anopheles merus is the source of this 620-nucleotide messenger RNA. RefSeq names its product NADH dehydrogenase [ubiquinone] 1 alpha subcomplex assembly factor 2-like. Lineage: Eukaryota; Metazoa; Arthropoda; Insecta; Diptera; Culicidae. The record is from RefSeq and is a predicted model, not a curated record. Gene Ontology annotation, cellular component: membrane. Gene Ontology annotation, biological process: mitochondrial respiratory chain complex I assembly. The transcript has 2 exons. The coding region runs from base 128 to 577 and encodes 149 amino acids.